AUGGCAAGGUUCUCUGCCGCCGCCCUUGCGGCUCUUCUCGGCGCCGCUUCCGCCUCCAUCGUCGCACGACAGACGGCUGCCACCACCACCACCGACUCGCUUCCGUCGGCCGUCACGGGCUGCGUCUACAAUCCCACCGACGUCGUCUGCAAGCAAGGCACCACCGACUUUCGCCUCUUGGAAACCCCGUCUGGCGCUCAGCCUAGCUCCUUCACAGGAUGCCACAAGCAUGCUACCGACACGUACUGCUUCUACGAUGACGGCGAGGUCCAAAUCACUGCUUUCAACGCCCCGGCUGUCACUGCCGCUACUACAACCGCUGCUGCCGUCACUGGUGCUCCGACUGCCGUGUCUGACUGCCAUCUCCAUGGAGUCACUGUCUUCUGCAUGUGGGGUACCUCUGAGUACCAGGUCAUGACCACGCCUACCAACACGGCCGCCUCCGCCAUCCCUACCGCCUUCACAGACUGCCACGCUCACGGCGCCGACACCUACUGCAUCGCGCCCAACGGUGAUGACGUCGAGAUCGUUGCCGAAGGCGCCGAGUCCUCCGACCACGACCACACCGAAGAGACCCCUCAAGGAGAGAACUGCCACUUCCACGCCGGUGUCGAGCACUGCGUCGGUGCUGGCGAGAGCGAGAGCGGCGGCACGAGGAGCUGCGCGAAGGUCAGCCGCGACUACAACAUCCCUCUUCGUAUCGGCCUCAUCUUCGUAAUCCUCGCCACCAGCGCUUUCGGUGUCUACUUCCCCAUCGUCAUGAUCAAGUGGAUGCCUACCAAGACGCACACUCUCUUCCUCGUCCUCAAGCAGUUUGGUACAGGUAUCAUCAUCUCCACCGCCUUCGUCCACCUCUACACGCAUGCUCAGCUCAUGUUCGGCAACGAGUGCCUGGGUGAUCUCGGCUUCGAAGGAACGACGUCCGCUAUCGUUAUGGCCGGUAUCUUUCUCUCCUUCCUGGUCGAGUACGUCGGCAAGCGCAUUGUCAUGGCCAAGAUGGCCGCCAACCCGACCACCGUCUCCAGACUCUCUCCCGAGACCGUCACCGUCUUGGUCCUCGAGUGCGGUAUCAUCUUCCACUCCAUCCUCAUUGGUAUCACACUUGUCGUCGCCGGAGACUCCUUCUUCCUAACUCUUUUCGUCGUCAUCAUCUUCCACCAGAUGUUUGAAGGCAUCGCCCUCGGAACCCGCAUCGCCCAGCUGGGACAGCGCACCCCCGCCGAAAUGGCCGAGCGCCCCGUCGAAGUCGAGCAGACCUCCUCCACUCCCGACAGCCUCAACUCCCUCAAGGCACCCUCCUUCUCCCUCGUCAAGAAGCUCCUCCUCGCCACCCCCUUCGCCCUCGUCACCCCCAUCGGCAUGGCCAUCGGCAUCGGUGUUCUCUCUCGAUUCAACGGCAACGACCGCGAUACCAUCCUCGCCAUCGGGACACUCGAUGCUCUGUCCGCCGGCAUUCUCAUCUGGGUCGGUCUUGUGGAGAUGUGGGCCGAGGACUGGAUGCACCACGACGCCGAGCUCCUCCGCACCAGCCCCAUCGUCACCUUCCUCGCUGGCUUCGGUCUGGUGGCCGGUAUGAUCAUCAUGAGCGUGCUCGGCAAAUGGGCUUAG
Molecule: messenger RNA, 1608 nt
Organism: Colletotrichum karsti
Lineage: Eukaryota; Fungi; Ascomycota; Sordariomycetes; Glomerellales; Glomerellaceae
Product: zip zinc transporter
Exons: 5
Coding region: 1-1608 (535 amino acids)
Biological process (GO): zinc ion transmembrane transport
Cellular component (GO): plasma membrane
Molecular function (GO): zinc ion transmembrane transporter activity
Source: RefSeq, a predicted model, not a curated record